Cebus imitator (Panamanian white-faced capuchin) is the source of this 2036-nucleotide messenger RNA. Its product is annotated as collagen alpha-1(I) chain-like. Bases 1 to 1236 code for a protein of 411 amino acids. The record is from RefSeq and is a predicted model, not a curated record. The transcript has 3 exons. NCBI's taxonomy places the organism in Eukaryota, Metazoa, Chordata, Mammalia, Primates, Cebidae.
AUGGCGAGGCCUGGAGAGGAGGAGACCCCAGCAGACGUGCAGAAGGAGGGAGGAAAACCAGGCGGCCUCCCCAGAUCCCAAAGACUGAGGCUUGGCAAGAAGGUGCAUGAACUCACUGCACUGCGAGAGCUUCAGGACUUCCAGGAAGCGCUGGCAACCCUGAGGACGAAGAAGCGGACUGGUCCGCAGAGGGCGCGGGGCCCGGCAGGGUCGGCCGUGCCAGCCUCGCGGAGGGGACUCCCGGUCGCGAGCCGGGUCGGAGGGUCGGCGUCCGCUCCGCCGCGAUUCUGGCCGGAUUCUUCAUUGACAAGCUCGGAGUCGAGAGGCGGGCAGAAGCCGGGAGACGCUCCGGGGGCAGUGAAAAAUGGUGGCCUUUUCCGGAAGAUCGAGGGUGCCCUCUGGCGAGGCGAGGCCGCUAGUGAAGGAGCUCGGCGGGUCUGGAGCCGGGGAGGCGCGGGCAAGGGUGGCUGGGGGGCUGGGGGCAGUGGAGGGGCGGGAGAAGGGGCUGCGGGAGACAGCGAGAAAAACAAGACCCGGGCCCCGGGGAAUCGCCUCCCUCCCGGCCCCACGUGCGCACGAGCGCACCUCUCCCUCCCCGACCGCGGCUCCGGAGCCGCUCUCGCAGAAAUGUCAUCCAGAUGUUCAGCCUCCCUCCCCGCCGAGGGCUCCGCGGGGAGCUGCGCCAGCGAGCGCGAAGUCAGCAAUUGGCCCGAGCCCAUUUCCCAGAUGGGUGAGGGGAAGUUGGCUCUCCGCUUUCGCUCAUCUCGGCCCGAACCUCCAGGCCUUUUCCCGCGAGCAGCACGGGGAGGGCAGGGCACGUGGCCCCCAGCACCCGGCAACACGGGGCUUGCAUCUGAACUGAACUUUCCUGAAAGUCUACUAAAUCAGACUCUCCAGAGAUGGCGCUGGCAUCUCUAUUUCUUUACAAACCUCACACGUGAUUCAGGUGCUCAGCAAGGUUGGAAGCCACUACUCAAGGGUACCUCUCUGCCCAGAGUGAGGAUGAUUUGCCUUCUGUUUUCAGCAAGCUGGGGAAGAAGUGGGGGUGAAGGUCUGGAAAGUGACUAUAAGGUGAUGGUGGUAUGCUGUGAGCUUACAAGAAAUGGAAAAAUCCAAAGAUUAGUCCCUUCUUCCUCAUCUGGUGCCAAAGAAGAAGGGAACAAGGGAUUCAUUAGAGCCUGUAUUUCAUCUGUCUUGGAUUUUUGGCAACGAAUGUUUCUUCAGAUUAAAAUCUAACAAAGUAUUCUCACUGAGAAACAAGUUAACAAAGGAUCUUAGAGAUAAUCUCUAAAGUAAUUGCAAGGGAGGAAACUGAUAUCAGGAAAGGGUUCUCUAGCUACACAGGUAGUUACCAGCAGAGCUAAGAUGAGAACACGACUCUUCUGACAUCCAGGCCAGUGCUCUUGCUGUCAUAGGCAUGCUAACGUGCAGUCCUACCCAAUAACGUGUGAUUGAACUGAGUAAUUUCCUGGGUAUUUAAGAAAUGCUUGCAAUCCGGUUUCAGGGGUGCUACUCCCACUUCCAAGUCCUUGCUUUUAACCUGUGGCCAUCCAGGCCUUCCCUUCAGCAUCAUACUGGAAACUCUGUCGCUUUGAGGACCAUCAGCUGAUCUCCUUUGGACCUCAGCCAACCAGUGCCAGGAACCUGGCCAGUGAUAUUGACUUGGAGAUCUUUUAUGAAGCGUCAAUAAAGAUGCAACUUAACUGCCCACUAGGCUGGGGACUUGUGGUACAUCUCCCUCUGCCAGCCUAGGAGGAUGGCUGGCACCCAGUAGUAUGUGCCGGAGAAAAAUACUUCAGUAAUGUCUGGUGUGAGAAGGGCAUCUGGCUCUGCUUCUUGGCACUUAGGUGAUUGUCCUCAGCCGCCUUCUUUGUGCCUCAGCGUCCUUGGUUGUUGUAUUAGAGAUACUACCGCUACUCAUUUUGUGGGAUGGUUGGGAUUUAAUAAGAUAUUGAAUAUUUGAACUUUUGACUAUUACUCAGCUAUUUGAUGUGUUCGUUUCAGCCCGUCUGUAAACUUCUUGAAGGCAGAGAUUA